AUGAUGGCGUCUUUCUGUCGAUUAUUGUUAGCAAAGUCUUCUCCACUUGGAAGAUACGUGUUCUUCAGACAUUUGUCUUCUGCAAUUCCUGAACCUUUGGUCCUUACUCAACAACAAGAUGGAAUCCAUAUUGUAACACUUAAUAAUCCCCAGAAAAGGAAUGCAUUGUCUUUACCAAUGUUAAAUUGUUUAAAAGAGGAAUUAACAGCUUGUCAGCAGUACAAUGACUUGCGUGUCAUCAUCAUAAGAGCUACAGGGCCUGUCUUCUGUUCUGGACAUGACCUCAAAGAAUUAAUGGCUGUAUCAAAUGAGAAGCAUGUGGAAAUAUUCAAAACCUGUUCCAAGGUCAUGAUGAUGAUUCAAGAUCUCAAUGUACCUGUCAUUGCUCAAGUUGCUGGCUUAGCAACUGCAGCUGGAUGUCAGCUUGUAGCAAGUUGUGAUUUAGCUGUUGCUUCAGACCAAGCUAAAUUUGCUGUACCUGGGGUGAGUAUUGGAUUAUUUUGUUCAACUCCAGGAGUCGCCUUGGGACGUUCAAUACCCAAAAAAGUGGCUAUGGAAAUGUUGUUUACUGGAAACCCAAUUUCAGCUUCUGUGGCCCUUAAGCAUGGCUUACUUAGCAAGAUUGUUUCACCAGAUGUGUUAGAAGAAGAAACAAUGAACCUGGCCAAACGUAUUUGUGAAAGUAGCCGCAGUGUAAUUGCACUUGGAAAGGCUGCAUUCUAUCAUCAAAUGGAACUUGACAGAAAUGCUGCAUAUGAAUAUACAGAGAAGAUAAUGAUCUCCAACCUGAACAAAGAAGAUGGACAAGAAGGAAUCUACUCUCUCUCUCUCUCUUUCUCUCUUUCUCUCUUUCUCUCUUUCUCUCUCUCUCUCUCUGAGUUUAUUCUGCUAAAUGUCACGCCGUCUCGCCUAUGUGGUAUUUGA
Messenger RNA from Acanthosepion pharaonis, 924 nucleotides. Lineage: Eukaryota; Metazoa; Mollusca; Cephalopoda; Sepiida; Sepiidae. The record is from the annotation of a GenBank genome assembly.